AGACAGACAGACAGUGCUGGGGACAUGGCGGUGCUGCGGUGUGUGUUGGUGCUGUGUGUGGUUUCGGGGUGUGUGUGUUUGAAUCUGCUGGUGGACAGAGCUGCCGUCUACAGCGGACCGCCGGGAAGCCUGUUUGGAUUCUCAGCCGACUUCCACUUCAUCAACAAAACAGCCUAUAUUGUCAUUGGAGCUCCCAGAGCCAACACCAGCCAACCAGGAGUGAGGGAAGGAGGAGGCGUGUUCCUCUGUCCCUGGUCACCGUCAGGAGGAGCUUGCGAAAUCAUCAGCUUUGACACUGAGGGUGAUCAGGUCUACAGAACUGCUGGGAUGGUCUUUCAGGCCUCUAAGAGCCACCAGUGGUUCGGCGCUUCAGUCAGAUCUGUGGCCAAUACACACUUACUGGCCUGUGCUCCUCUCUACCACUGGAAUGUGAGACGCGGGGGGGCGGAGUCAGGGAAUACUCCGGUUGGGAACUGCCUCCUGUUGGAUCACGUGACCCAAGGCACCGCCUCCUUCUCUCCCUGCAGAGGGGCCAUGGUGGAGCCGGACUACAAGCACCUGAAAUACAGAAAUGACCAAAGAUACUGUGAGGUGGGCUUCAGCUGUGACAUCACCAAGGAGGGCAAGUUGGUUCUUGGUGCUCCUGGAGGUUUUUUCUUCCAGGGUGAGGUGAUCACAGUGGGGGUUAAUGACGUCAUUGACAGUGGGAGGAGCCAGGACCCAAUUGCUUAUGUGUCUGGAGUCAGCCUAUCAGCAGAGAGAGGCGGAUAUGAUCAUUACCAUGGUUACUCUGUUGCCAGCGGCAACUUGAAUGGAGACUCAGUAACAGAUUACCUGGUGGGGGCUCCUAAUGACAGAAACACAGCUGGCUCAGUGAAGAUCUUUGAUGGAACCAGUGGAACACUGAGAAUUACUCAUACAUUUUUGGGGGGGCAGGUGGCGUCCUAUUUUGGACACAGUGUGGCUGUAACUGACAUUAACAGUGAUGGGUUAGAUGAUGUAUUGGUUGGAGCUCCUCUCUUCAUGGACAGAGUGAAAGGCCAGCUUCAGGAACGAGGACAGGUGGUUAUAUAUCUACAGAGAAGACACGCCCCCUUUGCUUCUCGUCCUGACCAAUCACUGACUGGCCCCUCCCUCUAUGGACGCUUUGGUUCUGCCCUGGCUGCCCUGGGGGACCUGGACAUGGAUAGUUACCAAGAUGUAGCAGUGGGGGCUCCCUGGGCGGGUGAAAAUGGGCGUGGCCAGGUGUUGGUGUAUCUGGGAAACAGUGAUGGUUUAUCAGCCACACCCUCCCAGGUGAUCGACAGCUUGUUUCCUAGCAGCAGGGCAGCGUUUGGCUUCACGCUGAGGGGCGGGGUGGAUAUCGAUGGGAAUGGCUAUCCAGACUUGCUGGUUGGAGCAUGGGGAGCAGACCAAGCUGUAGUUUAUAGAGCCCAGGCAGUGAUCCGGUCCAGAGUUUAUCUCUCUCUCUUUCCAGACUUUCUGAAUCCUGACAUCAAACUCUGUCAAUCCGACAGAACCCCUGUCUCCUGUUUUGUUGUCCAGGUGUGUGUGGAUGUGUUUGGUCACAGUAUUCCACAAGAAAUAGUUUUGGGAGCAGAGCUUCAUCUGGACAGGAUGAAACAGUCCAUGGCCCGGCGGACACUCCUGCUGUCCACCAAGCAACCACAGGAGAAAUUCAACAUGACCAUACAGAGAGAUGUGGGUGUGGCCUGUGUGAAUAAGACCGCCUAUCUGAGGUCUGAAGAGGAGUUUCGGGACAAGUUGAGUCCAAUCUUCAUCACUCUUCACAUCAGCUUGCUGGAUGAUACCAAGGAUGCUUUGCUAUAUGGACACACACAAGCUGCAGGACAGACCAGGAUUAUUCUGGACUGUGGUGAGGACAACGUGUGUGUUCCUGACCUGCAGCUGAAAGCUGUUGCAGCCUCAGACAGAGUGGUGGUUGGAGGUGAACAGAGUGUGUUGCUGAACGUCACAGCAGAGAAUCUGGGAGACGGAGCGUAUGAGACUGAACUGCUCAUACACCCCCCUAGACACACACACUACCAGAGUACUGCUGACCACCCGGGUUUGAGCAGACUUGUGUGUGUACAGAGGAAGGAGAAUCAGACUGUUGUCAUAAUCUGUGAUCUGGGGAACCCAAUGAGACAAGGACAAACGAUUCAUGCAGGUCUUUUCUUCACUGUUGGUCAUCUGGAAGAUGUUGAAAGUCACAUUUCCUUCAAUUUAAGAAUGAGAAGUAAGAACAGUGUAAAUCCAGACAGUAAAGAGGCAACAGUGAGGAUUCAGGUGAUGGCUGAAGCAACGCUGGAAAUCAGGGGUGGCUCUUCCCCCCCAGAAGUGCUCCUUCCCAUCCCUGACUGGCAGCCUGCAGUGAAUUCUGGGAAUUUAGAGGUAGUUGGUCCACUGGUUGAGCAUGUGUACGAGCUGCGGAACCUGGGACCGAGUACGGUGAGCGCCAGGCUGCGGGUGGACUUCCCCUCCACACAGCGAGGUCACAUCCUGUUCUAUGUUUCUUCUAAUGCCUCAGAGGAUUCCCUGACAUGUGACCACCCCCCAAACCCUCACAUCAGUGCAUACCAAGAGAAUUCCAGUGUUGCUGUAGCUCCUGGUUCCAGCCAGCAGGUGGAGACGAACCCCCAGAGUCAGAGCAGAGACACCAUACAUGUGAACUGCAGUGUAGCUGAAGUUGAGUGUGUUAGAUUUGAGUGUCAGGUGAAGUCGUUGGAGAGAGGCAUCAGCGCAGUGGUCCGAAUCUCAGCCAGACUCUGGAUACACACAUUCACACAGACUCCAUAUCAGAACUAUGACCUAAUGUCUUCUGCUACCUAUGAUGUCAUCAACGCAUCAUCAAAAGUGCAGCCUCGACAACUAUCUAGUGGACACACACAGACUCAAACCAGUGUCUUGUGGCGGGGUCCAGAUGGGGAGAGGGAGGUUCCUAUUGGCUAUGUGGUUCUGUCAGUCAUCUCAGGCCUGCUGCUCUUGUGUCUGCUGUGCUUUGUCUUCUGGAAGCUGGGCUUUUUCAAGCGGAACCGCCCCCCCAUCGAUGAUGAUGAUGACGACGAUGAUGAUGAAGAGCAGCUGGCUGAGGAAUGUAAACAUGCCGAAAUGAAAUAACACAUAUGCCAUAUCACACGCGCGCACACACACACACACACACACACAGCCAACAUGAUGCCACACUAUAUACAACACAUAUUCCUAUCCUGCUUUAAUUUUACAACGUAAACAAUCACUUAUCAUUAGCAUUAUAAUUAUAGUAAUCACUGUUGUGGUUACAAUUAUCUUUAUUAUCACUGUUGUUGUUGUGGUUACAGUGAUCUUAUUAUCACUGUUGUUGUUGUGGUUACAAUGAUCUCUAUGAUCACUUUUGUGGUUACAAUGAUCUUAUUAUCACUGUUGUUGUUGUUGUUGUUGUUACAAUGAUCUUAUUUUCACUGUCACUGC
Lampris incognitus (smalleye Pacific opah) is the source of this 3450-nucleotide messenger RNA. RefSeq names its product integrin, alpha 2b (gene itga2b). Lineage: Eukaryota; Metazoa; Chordata; Actinopteri; Lampriformes; Lampridae. Gene Ontology annotation, cellular component: integrin complex; external side of plasma membrane. Gene Ontology annotation, biological process: cell-cell adhesion; integrin-mediated signaling pathway; cell-matrix adhesion. Bases 25 to 3120 code for a protein of 1031 amino acids. The transcript has 31 exons. The record is from RefSeq and is a predicted model, not a curated record. Gene Ontology annotation, molecular function: integrin binding.